GGAAUCGUCGAAGAGAGUGCGCCUCUUAUAGUCUUUUGGCUGGUUGUAAAAUCUUUAAAGAGGGAAAAAUGAGGGAAAUCGUACAUAUCCAGGCUGGGCAAUGCGGCAACCAAAUCGGAGCAAAGUUCUGGGAGGUGAUAAGUGAAGAGCAUGGUAUUGAUGCCACCGGGUCUUACCAUGGUGACAGCGACCUGCAGCUGGACCGGAUCAACGUUUAUUACAACGAGGCUACAGGAGGCAAGUAUGUUCCUCGUGCAGUUCUGGUGGACUUGGAGCCUGGCACUAUGGACUCUGUUCGGUCUGGUCCUUUCGGUCAGGUGUUCAGACCUGACAACUUUGUCUUUGGCCAGAGUGGAGCCGGUAAUAACUGGGCUAGAGGCCACUACACUGAGGGAGCUGAGCUGGUGGACUCGGUUCUGGAUGUGGUGAGAAAAGAGGCGGAGGGCUGCGACUGCCUCCAGGGCUUCCAGCUCACGCACUCUCUGGGAGGAGGCACAGGUUCUGGCAUGGGUACACUCCUCAUCAGCAAGAUCCGAGAGGAGUACCCGGAUCGAAUCAUGAGCACUUUCAGUGUUGUGCCCUCACCUAAGGUGUCGGAUGUGGUGGUGGAGGCCUACAACGCCACGCUCUCUGUCCACCAGCUGGUGGAGAACACAGAUGAGACCUUCUGCAUCGAUAACGAGGCCCUGUAUGGCAUCUGUUUCCGUACUCUGAAACUCACCACACCCACCUACGGUGAUCUCAACCACCUGGUCUCAGCCACCAUGAGCGGGGUGACCACCUGCCUGCGCUUCCCUGGCCAGCUGAAUGCCGAUCUGAGGAAACUGGCUGUCAACAUGGUGCCCUUCCCCAGGCUGCACUUCUUCAUGCCAGGCUUCGCCCCCCUGACCAGCCGGGGCAGUCAGCAGUACCGGGCUCUGACGGUCUCUGAGCUCACCCAGCAAAUGUUUGAUGCCAAGAACAUGAUGGCAGCGUGUGACCCGCGCCACGGGCGCUACCUGACGGUCGCCGCCAUCUUCAGAGGACGCAUGUCCAUGAAGGAGGUGGACGAGCAGAUGCUGAACGCGCAGAACAAGAACAGCAGCUACUUUGUGGAGUGGAUCCCCAACAACGUCAAGACGGCCGUCUGCGACAUCCCUCCACGCGGUCUYAAGAUGGCCGCCACUUUCAUCGGCAACAGCACGGCCAUUCAGGAGCUGUUCAGACGCAUCUCAGAGCAGUUCACCGCCAUGUUCCGUCGCAAAGCCUUCCUCCACUGGUACACUGGUGAAGGUAUGGAUGAGAUGGAGUUCACCGAGGCUGAGAGCAACAUGAACGACCUGGUGUCAGAGUAUCAGCAGUACCAGGAUGCCACCGCAGAGGAAGAGGAGGAGUUUGUAGACGAGGCUGAAGAAGAAGGAUACUAAACAUGGGUGUAGCCAAGAUUUGUUUUUAUUUUUUAUUUUUUCAUGGGGUCUUUUUGAGUUAACUGUAGAGUAAGGGGUCGUGUUUAGGCUAUAGAAACGACCAGUAAAUGACUAAAAGUCAAUGGAAAGUCCCCACAAGGAUAGAGAAACGUUGCUUGUGUGUGUCUUUGCUUCACAGUUCUGCUCUCACCUGGUGUCACCUGUUCCUAGUAGUUGAUUCCCCAGGUGUUUGAGAUUUGUGUUCAGUAGGGUUUCCUUUAUAUUCUCUUUAUGUUUGAGUUAAUCCUGCUUUGUGUUUUGGCUGAGCCAAGUUGUGGUUGUUCUCUGUGGCAACGUGUUUUAGCAAAGAAGUUAGAAUGUCAGCAGGAGCUUUAGGUGACAAAAAUACUCCUGUUCAUGUCACUGAAAACUGUUGUUCAAACUUGUUUAAAUCUAGCAGCAAGAGUUAAAAACUGGUUAUUUGAAAUUACUCAUUCUUUG
Messenger RNA from Austrofundulus limnaeus, 1886 nucleotides. RefSeq names its product tubulin beta-4B chain. Gene Ontology annotation, cellular component: microtubule. NCBI's taxonomy places the organism in Eukaryota, Metazoa, Chordata, Actinopteri, Cyprinodontiformes, Rivulidae. The coding region runs from base 69 to 1406 and encodes 445 amino acids. The transcript is spliced from 7 exons. The record is from RefSeq and is a predicted model, not a curated record. Gene Ontology annotation, molecular function: GTP binding; GTPase activity; structural constituent of cytoskeleton. Gene Ontology annotation, biological process: microtubule-based process.